Molecule: messenger RNA, 336 nt
Organism: Melampsora larici-populina 98AG31
Lineage: Eukaryota; Fungi; Basidiomycota; Pucciniomycetes; Pucciniales; Melampsoraceae
Exons: 1
Coding region: 1-336 (111 amino acids)
Source: RefSeq, a predicted model, not a curated record
AUGUCAUGGAAUGUACACAUGCUCGGUUUGCUAAGAGAAACAGCGCCGUACUCGAGCUCGACUUCUGAAUUCAACAAUUCAUUAGCACGUGAUUGGGACAGGCUGAUUGAGAAGUGCCAAAGGGAGUGGGAGGUUAAUGUGAACGCACGUAGUCUUCAAGCCGAGGCGCUGGAUGAUCAGGAGAUGCUGGAGCAUAGGAUGCUAAUGUGGGGGGAGGAAGAGGAGGAAUUGAGGCUGCCACGGGAUGAGGUCGAGGUGUUUGAGGCUGAUGAGUUUGGGUUUGAGGUGGAAGAGCCUGAUGGAGGUGGGGACGACCCAUUUGCUGAUGAUCUUUAA